Molecule: messenger RNA, 1551 nt
Organism: Branchiostoma floridae (Florida lancelet)
Lineage: Eukaryota; Metazoa; Chordata; Leptocardii; Amphioxiformes; Branchiostomatidae
Exons: 9
Coding region: 35-1018 (327 amino acids)
Source: RefSeq, a predicted model, not a curated record
ACAGCGGUGCGAGAAGGUCACCACACUCAGCACCAUGGUGCCGGACAAGUUUGAGGAGAGAACUCCCAAACCCAUCGACGAUACGGUUUCAUUUCAACGUUUUGAGGAAGAGAGCUGGUUUUUCCGGUCAUUGUACAAGGGGAAGUACGAGUCAGGUGAACUGGAGCGCCACCUGAAUAACCUGAUUGACGUCUUGGACAACCUCAAGCCAUUCGGGGUGGGGUACAACGCCCAGGAUAUAUGGAUUGCUACGUACCAAGACCCAGGAGAAGAGGAGGGGCUCUUCGAAUAUGUCAUAGAACUAGUGAAGUUACACAAAGAAGGCCAGGAAGAUGACACGUCAGGAAAAACUGAGGAAGGAGAAGACGAGACGGAUGACGCCCCAGACGAAAAGGUGGCUCUUCCGAAGCCGGAGGGCUGCAGCGAGUCUGUCUGUCCGACUGUCUACGUCACCAAAAACCAUAGCAACUUCAUGGAGCUGCUUCUGCCAGCACGUAGAUCCGUGUGUUACCGAGCGAAGCUCUGCGGAGACCCGUACCCCUUCGGCAGGCAGCUCAGCAUGCCUCUUGUGAAGUACUUCUACGGCGACAACAGCGACAACCAGACGAUCACUGACUUCGCCGUCCCAUUCUACAAGGCCAGAGUCUACUCUGAUGAGGAGGAAGAGAAGGGUCCGUGUGAUCGUGACUUUGAGAUAUGCUCAAGACUACCCGAGGAGUACGAGGGGAAGGAGUUACCAAAGCCAACUGGAGAAGGGGUGGCCACGUUUACAACAGAUGACGGCUUACACGUAUACGCUACUGCCGUGAAGGGUCCUUUCCUUGUGUCGGAAGAAACUCAGAAACUGAUGAAGACACUUGACAAGGAAAACGUCGAGUAUGAUAAGACCUGGGUUGGCUUCUUCUCAUACGACAGGCCUUUUGGCGACCCUCAGGAAAGGAUCACCUACUUUACGUUGGUCAAGCCAAGGCAAGUACAGCAAGAGGGUGAAGCUAGUGAGGCGAAGGACGAGGAGUAAGAUGGAGACAAGAAAACACAGCAGGAGAGAAGAAGAUUGAAAACCAAACCAACUCAAGUCACGGUUCAAGUCAUGAUGAAGAGCAAUCCAAGGGAAUGAUUUGAAAUGUUGUGAGCGGUUAGGAUCAUAGGAAAUGUAUGAAAUUACUUCUUAAACACUUAACUUGUUGAAGUACAAUAUAAACUAAGUACAUAAAGGUUAGACAUUCAUGUGAUACGAUACACCAAAUAGCAGUCAAACAACUGGAUAUGAUUUUGGGAGUGGUCAGACGUUUGUUUUUAUAGCUGCUUUUCUCAAGAUCUCCUCAGCUUGUGUCACUGACGAAAGAAAGUGAAUGCUAUCUGAAACCGACCAUUACCAACUACAGGCUAUGCUCUAGCAACAACGACAGUAGGUAGAUGCCCUUUUUGUGAGCCGUUUCAUUCAUAGAGUUUGAGAUUCAUUUAAAACAUUUGGUACUUGUAAUAUGAACAUCUACUUCAAUAACACGAGUGCAUAGGUGUACUUCAGAUGAAUGCAAAUAAAGAUGAAAC